GUCCGUCCGUCCGUCGCUGCCCAUUCGCAUGCGUCAGCGACGACGCGCGAGGGAUCUCGGUCGCCCAUAGACGGCCCCUCGUCUCGUCUCGUCUCGUCUUCUCCAUCGCCGCACGAAGCUUGAGGCAGUCCCCGCCCCUCUAGCCCUGCUCAAUCCAGCCCGGCUCCAUGGCCAACAGCAACCUCCCUCGCCGAAUCAUCAAGGAGACGCAGCGGCUUCUCAGCGAGCCAGCUCCAGGGAUUAGCGCGUCGCCAUCCGAGGAGAACAUGCGCUACUUCAAUGUCAUGAUCCUUGGCCCCACGCAGUCACCUUAUGAAGGUGGAGUUUUCAAGCUUGAACUUUUCUUACCUGAGGAAUAUCCGAUGGCUGCUCCAAAAGUUAGAUUUCUUACUAAAAUUUAUCAUCCCAACAUUGACAAGCUUGGUAGGAUAUGCCUUGACAUUCUCAAGGACAAAUGGAGUCCAGCUCUUCAGAUUCGUACAGUUCUGUUGAGCAUCCAGGCACUGCUGAGUGCUCCAAAUCCAGAUGAUCCUCUCUCAGACAACAUUGCAAAACACUGGAAAGCCAAUGAAGCUGAAGCUGUCGAGACAGCGAAGGAGUGGACUCGCCUGUAUGCAAGCGGGGCAUGACAACCAAACGUUAUUUUGGAUGUAAUAACACUGUCAUUGUUUGGGCCUGAUUGAAUAUCAUUUGCUUUAUAAGAGCAAAUUUAAGAUAUGUUGCAAUGGAAAUGAGUGUUUGAACCCUAA
This is a messenger RNA of Phragmites australis (common reed), 749 nucleotides long. Its product is annotated as ubiquitin-conjugating enzyme E2 36. Gene Ontology annotation, cellular component: nucleus. The record is from RefSeq and is a predicted model, not a curated record. Gene Ontology annotation, molecular function: ubiquitin conjugating enzyme activity. Gene Ontology annotation, biological process: DNA damage tolerance; protein K63-linked ubiquitination. The transcript has 8 exons. Lineage: Eukaryota; Viridiplantae; Streptophyta; Magnoliopsida; Poales; Poaceae. Bases 168 to 629 code for a protein of 153 amino acids.